Lotus japonicus is the source of this 2158-nucleotide messenger RNA. Its product is annotated as transcription factor MYB14-like. NCBI's taxonomy places the organism in Eukaryota, Viridiplantae, Streptophyta, Magnoliopsida, Fabales, Fabaceae. The transcript has 4 exons. Bases 59 to 715 code for a protein of 218 amino acids. The record is from RefSeq and is a predicted model, not a curated record.
UCCACCUAGCUACUUAACUUUAAUCUCAGAUAAAGAAAGAAAAACUCCUGCAAAUAACAUGGUUAGAGCUCCUUAUUUUGAUGCAAAUGGAGUAAAGAAAGGUGCAUGGAGUGAGGAAGAGGAUAAGAUACUCUCGGCUUACGUUGAGAGAUGCGGCAACCCAAAUUGGCGUCAACUCCCAAAGUACGCAGGCUUGGCAAGAUGUGGAAAGAGUUGCAGGCUCCGUUGGAUGAAUUACCUGCGGCCAAAUCUGAAACGAGGGAGCUACACUCAAAAGGAAGAGCAAACAAUCAUGGAUUUACACAAAAAAUAUGGAAACAAAUGGUCUUUGAUUGCUGAAAAACUACCCGGAAGAACAGACAACGAGAUAAAGAACUACUGGCACAGUCACGUGAAGAAAUUGUUAAAGCGCAAUGAGACCACAUCAUCUGAUGCUGCUAGUGCUGAUUCCCACCACAUUUUGGAAAGUACAAUUUCCAUGUCCUCUGAAAUGCCCUGCUACACUGAAAACAACUCCCCUGCUUCUUUUUCCUCUGUUCACACCGAAUCAAACGUGAGCUUUACCAGGGAAGAAGAUGACAUUGCUUCAUGGGGAACAUUGGAUGGAUUGAACAGCAGUUUUUGGACAGAACCAUUUAUUACAGAAAACGCAUUCAAUCAGAAUUACUUUCCAAAUUCAUGCUACGAGGCAGAGGAUACAUUUGUCAUAUGGUAGUGCGCCAUGUAUGGUUUUGCAAAAUGAUCCUAAAAUUUGCAAAAUGUUAAGAGAUAAAAUGUUAACAUAAGCUUCCGAUCUAGCCCAGUUGCGAGACUUGAGGUUGUAUUUAGAUGGAAAACUAAAAUAUCAGAGUGAACAUAUAAAAAACGAAAAUAAAUUAAAAGAAAAAAGGUUGAUAGAUGUGUGUUGUUCCUGUACCUUAUAAAAUUGGAGGAUGUAAAACCCUUCAAUUUUAAUCUUCGAACAAUAGCUCAUGUGAUAAAAGUUGAAAAACAAAGCAUGUGCAUGAGAUCAAUCCUCAGGUCAUUAGCAGCUCUGAUUCUGGUGGAGGCCAGACAAUGGCAUUGCCUAAGUUGUAUGUGGUGAAUCAUAUUAGGGCAAACUGGGAGAAUAUCGUUCUACAAACCCCUAGGGGUAGAACUUAUAGUUGUCUGCUGAAAAGAAGGAAUCCAAGGAAGAUUGAUACUCCAAUCCACAUUGCAAAGGAUUGGUAUCAAUAUGUGAAGGAUCAUGAGUUGAAGUAUAGGGAUGUUGUGCACUUUAGGCCAGUUAGCACUCACAACAAUUUGGUUAAUGUUACCAUUACCCGUGGGCAGCCGUAGUGAGUUUGAUGUUUUGUUGAUUUCCUAUUAAUGUUUUCAGUUUGGACCUUGUAUGUUUUGCCUUUGUUUUGUGCAACUUUUGGACUGGCUUGAUGCCCCUGGCUUGUUAGACCUUUUUGGAUAUGUUUUGUGCAACUUGGUGUUUUAUGGAUAUUAGUUAAUCAAUGACUUUAUAUGUUAUUAAGGUUUCAAUUAUUUACUUAUUAGUAUAUUUCUGUAGUGUAUAAUAUAUGGCAUCUCAAUCAUUCUCUUCGACACAAAGAAGAAAUGGGAUUGCUGAUGGAAGGCUCUGUACUUGCGGCCUUACCCCAGCCCUAAAGACUUCAUGGUCCAGUAGUAAUUAUGGACGAAGAUAUUUUCAAUGUCAUUUGAAGGUAAACAGGGAGUUUUUGUUAUGUAUUCAGUUGACAACAAGGAAUAUAUAACUUAUGAACUUAAAUAUACGCAGGCUUGUGGGUAUUAUGAUUGGCUUGAUCCCCCUGUGCAUGGGCAAGUUGUUGAAGCCCCCAUGACUGCUGCUGUGACUCCUGGUCAAGUUGUUCAAUCCCCCAUGACUGCUGCUGUGACUCCUGGUCAAGUUGAUGAUUGCUUUGAAGGAUUAAAGAGGGCAGAAGCUUUGAUCUCUGACUACAAGAGAAGGGAACAAAUGUAUUUCAUUGUUGUUGUUGUCUCUUUGGUAGUUGCUGUGCUACUUAUUUUGUUUAAGUGAUUUACACAAGCUUUGGAUAUGUAAAACUGUUUUUGAGAAGUGGUCACAUGUAUGUGUACUCUUUUUGAAUUAUUAACUCUUUUAUGAGAAGUGCUCACAUGAGUCCUCUUUUUAAACUUAUCUAAAUUU